Messenger RNA from Ustilago hordei, 1140 nucleotides. RefSeq lists its product as uncharacterized. Gene Ontology annotation, biological process: N-acetylglucosamine metabolic process; protein N-linked glycosylation. Gene Ontology annotation, molecular function: beta-1,4-mannosylglycoprotein 4-beta-N-acetylglucosaminyltransferase activity. The coding region runs from base 1 to 1140 and encodes 379 amino acids. NCBI's taxonomy places the organism in Eukaryota, Fungi, Basidiomycota, Ustilaginomycetes, Ustilaginales, Ustilaginaceae. The record is from RefSeq and is a predicted model, not a curated record. Gene Ontology annotation, cellular component: membrane. The transcript has a single exon.
AUGGCCAACGUCAGCUGGGCAGGCAGAUGCUCCAACAUAGUACGACGAAGAUGGCUUCUCCUUAGCCUGGCGUGUUUCCUUUUUACUGUCGUCUACCUCUUCAAACGCGAUCGCACCCUACAAAACACGCUCAGCUACAGCACUCGGCCACUUUGGGAUAAGUCGGAUACCACCACCCCUCAAAGGGAGAUCAAGCACUAUACAGCUUGGUCGAUAUCCGCCAACGACACCGCAGCUUGCAGACGACAUGGUUGGACACCAUAUACCCCAGCACAGCGACCCAAAGUGUACGAUGUGAUCAUCUUUAGCGUCGAGCUUGAGAUGUUAGAGCUGCGGUUUCAGGAGCUGUACGAUGCAGUGGAUGCUUUCGUGAUCGUCGAAAGCAACACAACCUUUAUGGGCAAGCCGAAGCAGCUUGGGUUUGAUCCAAGUAGAUAUGCAACAUAUCGCGACAAGAUCAAGUACUUCACCAUCGCAGGUCGAGCGCUAGCUCCUGGCGAAGGGCCUUUUGCUAUCGAAGGCGAGCAACGUUACAAAGCCACCGAACUGCUCCGUACGCAGGUGCAACCACCGCAAGGCAGUCUGAUCAUCAUGUCCGAUGUCGACGAGAUUCCUUCUCUCGCUGCUGUACAGCUGCUUUCGAGCUGUCAAGCACCUCUACCGCUCCACCUUUCCUUCAAGUCGUACAUCUACUCGUUCGAGUUCCCAACAGCUGCCAAAUCAUGGCGAGCACAAGUACACGCAUGGUCACCCACCCACACCUGGUACAAUCACGGCAAAGUUAGCGACAAUAUCUUGCUCGAUGCAGGUUGGCACUGCUCCUCGUGCUUCAGUAGGAUCUCGGACUACCAAUUCAAGAUGCAGUCGUACAGCCACAGUGACCGUCUCUUUGGCAACAGACAUUGGCGUCAACUCCUGCAUCCAAAGCUGAUCUUGGACAAGAUCUGCGCAGGCAAGGAUCUGUUCGAUAUGCUUCCAGAAGCGUACACGUGGAGCGAACUGCUGUAUCGAUGGAGUGGAGAGGCGCAUAGCAACAGCACUGCCAACUUGCCCAGAGGCCUCAUGAAUGAUCAGAAGCAAUUCGAGUUCUUGUUGCCCGGAGGAUGCAAGGCUAGAGAUUUGACGUCGAGAUUGGAAUAA